CGCUCUCAAACCCCUCUCCCCCCCCGCUCCCCCUCUCCCUCCCAGUUCCACCUCGCGCUCCGCCUCCGGCCGCUGCUCUCCUGCUCUCUCGUCUUCCUCCUCUCCCCUCCCAGGCCAGAUUGAUUCUACACGUCCUCCUCUGCGUUUGCUGCGCUCCCGCUGCUUGCUGCUCUGGACGUUCUUGCUUCGGAAGCAGAGCGUUUGGAUCGUUUGAGUUGUUUGACUUGACCGGACGACACUGGUUGGUGGCUGGGCCGCGAUGCCGGACUCCGACAACGAGUCCGGCGGGCCGAGCAACGCGGACUUCUCGUCGCCGAGGGAGCAGGACCGGUUCCUGCCGAUCGCGAACGUGAGCCGGAUCAUGAAGAAGGCGCUCCCGGCCAACGCCAAGAUCUCCAAGGACGCCAAGGAGACGGUGCAGGAGUGCGUGUCCGAGUUCAUCUCCUUCAUCACCGGCGAGGCCUCCGACAAGUGCCAGCGCGAGAAGCGCAAGACUAUCAACGGCGACGAUCUGCUCUGGGCCAUGACCACGCUCGGCUUUGAGGACUACAUCGAGCCGCUCAAGCUCUACCUCCACAAGUUCCGCGAGCUCGAGGGCGAGAAGGCCGCCACGGGCGUCGCGGGCUCCUCCUCCGGCGUCUCGCAGCCGCACAGGGAGUCGACGCCGUCGUCAGCGCACAAUGGCGCGGGCGGGCCCGUCGGCGGCUAUGGCAUGUACGGCGGCGCCGGCGGAGGCGGGAGCGGCAUGAUCAUGAUGAUGGGACAGCCCAUGUACGGCGGCUCCCCACCGGCUGCGUCAGGGUACCCGCAGCCACCGCACCACCAGAUGGUCAUGGGUGGGAAAGGUGGCGCGUAUGGCCACGGCGGAGGCUCGUCGUCGUCGCCGUCAGGUCUCGGCAGGCAGGACAGGUUGUGACCGUCGCCGUCCAUGCUUGCAUGGCUCAGGCCCGCCGCCGGCUUCUUGCUUGGUGUCGUCGGCAAUUAGCGCCGGCCUGCUGGAUAAGUUAACCUUCGUUUUCUUCCUUUUCUUUUUUUUUGGUAAGUAAUGAUGUGCUGCCUGAAUGGAGCCAGUGAUAUGGUUAAGAUAGUUAACCUCUCGGUAAUCCCAUGAUUUGUACUCCUAUAAGCUGCUGCUAAACUGAGCUAUGGCGAAUUGGCGACUGGCGAGUAGCCUUGCCCUAUGACACAAAUGCUGCCAUUGACAAUCUGACAUGCUUAGCUUACCUAGUAUGUUAUGACUCUGGUAACUACCGAUCGUGACUUUUUUUCUAUUUUCCUACUCCCAUUGCUCCUUUUGAUCUACUUAUUAAUUGGUGCUUUGCUUC
Molecule: messenger RNA, 1325 nt
Organism: Sorghum bicolor (sorghum)
Lineage: Eukaryota; Viridiplantae; Streptophyta; Magnoliopsida; Poales; Poaceae
Product: nuclear transcription factor Y subunit B-10
Exons: 1
Coding region: 260-916 (218 amino acids)
Biological process (GO): regulation of transcription by RNA polymerase II
Cellular component (GO): nucleus; CCAAT-binding factor complex
Molecular function (GO): RNA polymerase II cis-regulatory region sequence-specific DNA binding; protein heterodimerization activity; DNA-binding transcription activator activity, RNA polymerase II-specific
Source: RefSeq, a predicted model, not a curated record